Marasmius oreades (fairy-ring Marasmius) is the source of this 2691-nucleotide messenger RNA. RefSeq lists its product as uncharacterized. The record is from RefSeq and is a predicted model, not a curated record. The transcript has 4 exons. Gene Ontology annotation, biological process: protein phosphorylation. The coding region runs from base 28 to 2376 and encodes 782 amino acids. Gene Ontology annotation, molecular function: ATP binding; protein kinase activity. Lineage: Eukaryota; Fungi; Basidiomycota; Agaricomycetes; Agaricales; Marasmiaceae.
GCCAUCUUCCCUGUCUCUGUCCUCCCCAUGACCCCAAUUCCCUCCAAUGAAGUCCCCGAAAAGCUAUCAGAAUCGACUGAAGGAACCGAAGAAGAUGGCCAGGAGCUCGAAGUUCCAGCUCAAAGUAGCCAAACGCCCGUAACUCCACCUGCUCGUCAGGGAGCGCAAUCCAACAUCCCUCACGAAACGCCCGUGAAGUACUCUGGUUCUUCUUACCAUCAAUUUACCUCUAUGCACUAUGUACGGGAUGCACGAUACGGUCAGGCUGAAACGGAGAAUCGAGGCAAGUUCAUCUCGAUGGAUCCAGAAGAGUUUUUGGAUACUUUCUUGCCGGCUGUUUCUUCUGAGCCUUUCGAGCUCAAUGCCACUGCUCAACAAGAAUUCGUAAAAGCGGCGAAGUGUAAAAGAGAGAAAAACUCGUACAAGCAUCUCUGCGAAGCAAUAUCGGAAUAUUGUCCCUCUCUUGAAAUCAUCGAUACCAGUAAACAUCCUACGACUAUCACUUGGGGUGGACAGGAAGUAGAGAUCAAACCAGACCUUUCGUCGUAUCUGAGGGACGGGGAUACCGACAAGAGCGGUGCAGUGGACAUCGACAAAGUGGAAGUGACGCUCGAAGGCAAAUGGACCUCGGCAGACGAUGGAUUUGACGACAACGAAAAAAAUGCGUUCGAGCGAGACAGUGGCAGAGGGAGAGACACCCGUGGACAGAUCACAGCGUACGCUACCGCCCAGCUUGCACGCCAACAUCGGACCCACUGUUUCUCUAUCCUGUUCGUGAACGAAGGAGCUCGCCUUAUCCGAUGGGAUCGAGCAGGUGCGAUUGUCACCAAGAAGUUCAGCUACGUCAAAUCCCCCUGGCUGGCGAUGUUUUUCCACCGAUACAACUUCGCAUCACCGUCAGUCCGCGGCGUCGAUACGUCCGUCGAACAGCUUCUGGCUGAAGAUCCGCUCGGGAUGCAAGCACAGGAGGCGUUGAGGACCCAAUCCCAGGAACCUUUGUACAAGUUCAAGAUAGUUGACGACAAGACGGACAUCAUCACGUACUAUAUUGGUUCGAAGCCGACGUUCAAUGUCGGUAGUUCUUUUACGGGUCGCUGCACUCGUUGUUACAAGGUGUAUGAUGUGCAAAGUGCGAGCAUCGUGUUCAUGAAGGACACUUGGCGAGUUGACGAAAAGGACAUGAUGAAGGAGGGCGAUGUGUAUAGGCUGCUGCAAGAACGUGGUGUGGCUAACAUCCUGACCCUCAUCACAUACGGGGACGUGCGACAAGGGGACGAUUCGACUGUGCGUCAAACUACGCGGAGUCAGCUUUUCGCGCAGCUGAGAGGACAUUGUCACGCUCGUCUGGUGUUCAAAGAGAUUGGUCGGGACCUGACGCACUUCGAUACUACGGGAGAGAUAGUGAGUGCAAUCAGCGAUGCGAUGCAAGCUCACCAGGGUGCCUAUCAAGACGCCAAGAUUAUACAUCGUGAUGUCAGUGUCGGGAAUAUACUCAUCUUGGCUGAUGGCAAGGGGGUGCUCAUCGACUGGGACCUGAGCAAAUCGCUCGAACAGCAAGGUGGGCCUCGGCAGAAACAGCGAACGGGUACAUGGCAAUUUAUGUCAGCCAAGUUGUUGGCGAAUACUAGCGCACCUGUACACGAGCUCGCCGACGACCUGGAAUCAUUCUACCAUGUUCUCGUCUGGGUUGUGUUGAGGUUCACUCCACAUCCAAUGGCGAAACGCGACUUGAUGGAGCUGCUGCAAGCGUGGUUUGACGAGGCACAUGCCAGAACAGGAGACGUUCAUGUCGGAGGAAAGCAAAAAGGGAUGUAUUUCGAAAGCAGCUAUAUACGAACGAAAUCUCAACUCCCGGCAGGCGAACUGCGCAACCUCAUUGUCGAUUUAGAGGCAGUCCUCCGAAUUCGGUACGCCGAACUACCAACCGACGCCCAGUUGAAGACACUGCGGCGUCUCGAAGAACGGUACUCAAAAGGGGAGGUCGACGAAUGCGGAUACAGAGAAGAACAGUCCAUCAAUCCCGCGUGGCACCACGCCCAAUACACGGAACACCUGACCAAUCAUACCUGGAUGCUUUCGCGCUUUCGCCAAGCAGCUAGUCUGAGGAGUAGGAUGUUGGACCGACGGGUGGUGCAUGAUGUGACUGCUUCGGACCAGCACAAGAAAGAAACACAGGCGCGGAAGAGGUCGAGCGAAUUGGAAUGUGACCAGGAGGACCAGCCUCCUGCUCGGCGGAGGAAGUUGGAUAGAGCUGCUAAGGAUGUUGUCGAUGGUUACCAAGGUGAACCUAUUGCGGAGGAAGAUAGAGAAGAGGAUGAGGAUUCUCCCGUCGAAGAUCAUGACGAAUCGGUCGAUGAUGAGGAUUAUAUGGACUAGGCUAUGCCGGUCAGAGGUCGUUUAACGGAUAGUCAUGGAUCUAUGAGGUUAUGUCGCAUUCAUCGAUAACGCUUUCGCGACUGCAUCUCAAUAUUACGAUAAUGAUUUGUUGAUAGAUUUUUGUAUAUAUAGAGACUUGUAUCAUAGUAGCUUCUUAUCUUUUCACCGCGUUGACAGCUUUCCACAGAACAUUAUUGUCAUUGUCCCCGAAGUCGGUAAUCUAAGGAGAGAUAUUGCUAUAACUAAGGAAGUAUGUACCAGAAGCUGUAAAUACAAUACAGUUGCAUAGAAUAACUUUUGAGGUGUGUGCCUACC